GGAAAGGCGCCGCCACCGCCGCCGCCGCUGGCCAAGGUGCUGGACACCCCAGGCCCGUCGGCCGCUUCGCCUGGUCAGGCCCCCUCUGCUGCAGCCGCUGCGGCCUCGCUUCCAGCCAGGUCCCCAUGGAAGAGAUGGAAGAAGAGUUAAAAUGCCCUGUGUGUGGCUCCUUCUAUCGGGAGCCCAUCAUCCUGCCCUGCUCUCACAAUUUGUGUCAGGCGUGCGCCCGCAACAUCCUGGUGCAAACCCCGGAGUCCGAGUCCCCCCAGAGCCGUCGGGCCUCGGGCUCUGGGGUCUCCGACUAUGACUAUCUGGACCUGGACAAGAUGAGCCUGUACAGCGAGGCGGACAGCGGCUAUGGCUCCUACGGAGGUUUCGCCAGCGCCCCCACUACCCCGUGCCAGAAGUCGCCCAACGGCGUCCGCGUUUUCCCCCCUGCUAUGCCGCCACCGCCCACCCACCUGUCACCGGCUUUGGCCCCGGUGCCCCGCAACUCCUGCAUCACCUGUCCCCAGUGCCACCGCAGCCUCAUCUUGGAUGACCGGGGGCUCCGCGGCUUCCCCAAGAACCGCGUCCUGGAAGGGGUCAUCGACCGCUACCAACAGAGCAAAGCCGCGGCCCUCAAGUGCCAGCUCUGCGAGAAGGCGCCCAAGGAAGCCACCGUCAUGUGCGAACAGUGCGACGUCUUCUACUGCGACCCUUGCCGCCUGCGCUGCCACCCGCCGCGGGGGCCCCUAGCCAAACACCGCCUGGUGCCCCCGGCCCAGGGCCGCGUUAGCCGGCGGCUGAGCCCGCGCAAGGUCUCCACCUGCACAGACCACGAGCUGGAGAACCACAGCAUGUACUGCGUGCAGUGCAAGAUGCCAGUGUGCUACCAGUGCCUGGAGGAAGGCAAACACUCCAGCCACGAAGUCAAGGCUUUGGGGGCCAUGUGGAAACUGCACAAGAGCCAGCUCUCCCAGGCGCUGAACGGACUGUCAGACAGGGCCAAAGAAGCCAAGGAGUUCCUGGUGCAGCUCCGCACCAUGGUGCAGCAGAUCCAGGAAAACAGUGUGGAGUUUGAGGCCUGCCUGGUGGCGCAGUGUGAUGCUCUCAUUGACGCCCUAAACCGAAGGAAGGCUCAGCUGUUGGCCCGGGUCAACAAGGAGCAUGAACACAAGCUGAAGGUGGUUCGGGACCAGAUCUCUCAUUGCACGGUGAAGCUGCGCCAGACCACGGGCCUCAUGGAGUACUGCUUGGAAGUGAUCAAGGAGAACGAUCCCAGUGGCUUCCUGCAGAUUUCAGACGCCCUCAUAAGGCGAGUCCACUUGACUGAGGACCAGUGGGGGAAAGGCACACUCACCCCCAGGAUGACCACGGACUUCGACCUGAGCCUGGACAACAGUCCUCUGCUGCAGUCCAUUCACCAGCUGGACUUCGUGCAAGUGAAAGCUUCCUCUCCAGUCCCAGCAACCCCCAUCCUACAGCUGGAGGAGUGUUGUACCCACAACAACAGUGCCACACUGUCCUGGAAGCAGCCCCCUCUGUCCACUGUGGCCGCCGAAGGAUACAUUCUGGAGCUGGAUGAUGGAAGUGGUGGUCAGUUCCGGGAAGUAUAUGUUGGAAAAGAAACAAUGUGCACCGUGGACGGCCUUCACUUCAACAGCACAUACAAUGCUCGAGUCAAGGCCUUCAACAAAACAGGAGUCAGCCCCUACAGCAAGACACUGGUCCUCCAGACGUCUGAGGACACAGAAUCAGAAGAACAGACCCUCCCUUUUCCAGUGCCUUCGGAAAGACUGCCGCUCCGUAGAAUGAGUCCUUUCUCCUCCACCCUUAAUCUACAACCCAGCUUCCCCGGGAGAUCCUACUUUGAUUUCCGAUCCUCGCCCCAUCAGCUCAGCUUGCACUCUUCUUUACAGUCUCUCAAUGCACCGGUUGACAUUAAGAAGCUGCUGGCAGUGGCUUGGUUUGCUUUUGACCCUGGCUCGGCGCACUCGGACAUCAUCUUCUCCAAUGACAACCUGACAGUGACGUGCAGCAGCUACGACGACCGGGUGGUGCUGGGGAAAACUGGCUUCUCCAAGGGUGUCCACUACUGGGAGCUAACCAUAGAUCGCUAUGACAACCACCCGGACCCAGCCUUUGGCGUGGCUCGCAUCGACGUCAUGAAGGAUGUGAUGUUAGGAAAGGACGACAAAGCUUGGGCAAUGUAUGUGGACAAUAACCGGAGCUGGUUCAUGCACAGCAACUCGCACACCAACAGAACUGAAGGGGGAAUCACAAAAGGGGCCACCAUCGGGGUCCUCCUCGACCUAAACAGAAAGACGUUAACAUUCUUCAUCAACAAUGAGCAGCAAGGUCCCAUCGCAUUUGAGAAUGUGGAGGGCCUGUUCUUUCCUGCUGUGAGCCUCAACAGGAAUGUGCAGGUCACACUCCACACUGGGCUUCCGGUCCCCGACUUCUACUCCAGCAGAGCCUCCAUAGCCUAAGGGUGUGCUGUGGAGGCACUCGCUGUCCCCGAGAGGGCCAGCAUGGAGCCACCAGCCUUGGCAGACGCGGAGUUGGCAGAAGACAGAGAAGGAGAAGAGCUGGUCCUCCGCCAUCUCCGCCCCUCCAGCUCCACCCCUUCCCAUCAGCCUCUGCAUCACUUCACCCGAGCUCCCGUCCUCAUCCAGAAGUCCUAACCCACAGAGGACCUGGCAGCCCACCAUUCCCUUUGUUCCCACUUUCACAUGUUACUUUUCUUUCAUUUAGGGUGUUUUUGUUUUCUUUUUAAUGUAGAUUGAGUUCCUUUUCUUUCUUUUCUGAUUAUGUUUCACUGGCUUACGUACCUAACUGGCACUGCCAAGAGAAAAUUCUCCUAGGAAUUUUUUUUCUUAGGCUUUCGGUCAAGCAAAGAUGUUAUAGGAGAGCAGGUAGGGAAGAGGUUGAAUUUAGAGUUUGUCAUUGGACUCCUAGAAUGUUCUCGGCCUGUUU
Peromyscus eremicus (cactus mouse) is the source of this 2958-nucleotide messenger RNA. It is a transcript of the gene Trim9, whose product is annotated as tripartite motif containing 9. The transcript is spliced from 12 exons. NCBI's taxonomy places the organism in Eukaryota, Metazoa, Chordata, Mammalia, Rodentia, Cricetidae. Bases 126 to 2471 code for a protein of 781 amino acids. The record is from RefSeq and is a predicted model, not a curated record. Gene Ontology annotation, molecular function: protein binding; zinc ion binding.